Molecule: messenger RNA, 1461 nt
Organism: Cyprinodon variegatus (sheepshead minnow)
Lineage: Eukaryota; Metazoa; Chordata; Actinopteri; Cyprinodontiformes; Cyprinodontidae
Gene: zbtb14
Product: zinc finger and BTB domain containing 14
Exons: 2
Coding region: 16-1380 (454 amino acids)
Biological process (GO): regulation of transcription by RNA polymerase II
Cellular component (GO): nucleus
Molecular function (GO): RNA polymerase II cis-regulatory region sequence-specific DNA binding; protein binding; DNA-binding transcription factor activity, RNA polymerase II-specific
Source: RefSeq, a predicted model, not a curated record
UUAUAGACGAUCUACAUGGUGGAGUACCCUCUCCAGGACUGUAGGUGGCAGCAGAGAAAUGCCUUAUUUCCUGCCAAGACGCGCAGUCACAACAAGAGGAGGAAGAGGAAAAACGACAACUCUGGAUCUGGAUCGUCGUCGAUUACCUUGCGUGACAACACAGGGAUCGUCCAGGCUUUGGGUUGCUCCUGUUUGACCGGCACCAUGUCCGAUUUGCUAAGAUACAUCGACUACGACCACAAAGCCACCUUCCUGAAGAUGCUGAACCAGCAGAGGAUGGAGGGCGAACACUGCGACGUGGUGGUGGUGGUGGAGAACAUUGAGUUCAGGGCUCACCGCUGCGUCCUCGCCGCCUGCAGCAACUACUUCAAGAAGCUCUUUAAAAAGCAGAGCGACGAAGACAACUCCAUCGUGGAACUGGACUUUAUCCGCUCCGACAUCUUCGAGGAGGUGCUCAACUACAUGUACACAGCCCGGCUGGCGGUGAGGAAGAAGGACAUCAACAUGAUGAUGUCGUCUGGGCAGAUCCUCGGCAUCAACUUCCUAGAUAACCUGUGCACUCAGAAGAGGGAGCUGACCAACAUGAAGACCAGGGAGAACCAGGCGCCGGAUGACCACAGCAUGAGGGCGCAGGACGCCAUCCUGAAGGAGCUCGCCAUGGAGGAGGUGAGGAAGAACAGUUUCUACGACCAGGGGAUGGACGCCAUAGGGCCUGGCGGCUCGCACGUGUCACAGCCGCACAACUACAACACAGGCAUGGGCAAGGACCCUCACGCCCACAGCUGGGGCUCCUCCACGUCCAGCACUGACAUGAAGCUGGAAUACCUCCUCUACGGCCACCGCGACCACAACUCCUGCCAGAGCACCGGAACCAAGACCCUCGACCACAACGCCAAGAAGGAGCGUCUGCUCACCGCCAACCGCCCGUACGGCUGCGAGCACUGCCCCAAAGCCUUCACCACCGCCGCCCACCUCAAGGAGCACCUCAAGAUCCACUCUGGCUUCAAGCCGCAUCGCUGCCAGGUGUGCGGCAAGGCCUUCAUCCGGGGCCCUGACCUCAAGAGGCACGAGAGGGUCCACAGCAACGAGCGGCCCUUCGCCUGCCAGAUGUGUGAAAAGGCCUUCAAGCACAAGUCCCACCUUAAGGACCACGAGCGGCAGCACCGGGGCGAGCGGCCCUUCAACUGCGGUUCCUGCGACAAGGCCUUCAUCAAGGCGUCAGACCUGAAGCGCCACUGGAACACCAUGCACAGCGCCAACCCUCGCAGACAGAUGUCUCUGUCGCCCGCCGCCUCCCAGCACGGCCAGGGGGACGCCACGGACCAGAGGGACUGGAAACUGGAGACCGGGCCACACUCGCACAACUCUGGGGACUGCUGAGCCCUCCGACACACGCACACACACACACACACACACACACACACACACACACCGACACAUCUCAACUAAUCAGAAUAUCAU